ACAAUUGAUUAAUUUAUAGAAAAUUUGUUAAUUAAUAAAAUAAUAUUUAUUAAUUUUAUAGAGAAAAUUCUUUUAGUUUAUAAUUCUAUGAAAAUUAAAGAACCUAUUUCUAAAAAUAUAUAGACAAAAUUAAAGUAAUAUUAGUGAUUAUAAUAUAAUAAAUUUCUAUGGCAUAUUGGACUAUCUAGAUGACAUAAUCUUAAGUUCAAAACUUUAAAUUACGGUCUCAAACAUUUAUGAAGUUGAAAAUGAUACAGUAAAUAUGUCUUUCGACAGUUACCAGUACUCAAUUAUAUUUUUAAAAUUCUAUACAAGUUUUGAAUGGAUAUUGAAAAAUAAUUUAGUUAUUGAUAUAAUAUGUGUUGAUAUGGGUUUCAAUAACAUUUUAACUUCAAUAAACAAAAAAAACUUGAGUUAUAUUUUAGUAUAAUCUGUUAAGUUAUUUUUUUGCUUAAAACCUCUCACAUCUAAAAUAAUAAAAAUUAGAAAAAGAGAAGAUAUAUAGAAAAAGACUAAAAGAUACAUAGAUGAGCAUUUCUAAUAAAAAUAUUUAAAAUAUAUAGAAAAUUAUUAAUAUUUUAAUUAAAUGAGUUUUUUGAAAAAUGCAUACAAUAUUUUCUCAAGUUAGAUAUUUUAAAGAUUUUUGUGUAAAUUUUUAAAAAUUUAGAAGAUUCAUCCAAUUAAGAAGUUAUUCCUAUUAAAAAUGCUCAUGUAAGAAGUUAUUCCUAUUAAAAAUGCUCCCAAAAAGGAAAAUAAACGGUGUUUGACUGUUUUCCUUGUCUUUUUUUUUUGUUCUUGUCACGGAAUCUUAAAUUGACAGAAAAGAACAUUAUCUAUUUUUAGGGAAAUGAAAAUAAAGAAAAUAGCGUGAGUGAGGGAGAGAAAGUGAGAAGACUUUGACUUUGUUUUGAAGCGAGAAACAAGGCGCGGAGAAAUGAAGACGAUGAGAAACAGCUGCAGAAACAUAUCACACACCCAAAUUGCAGAAAAAAAAAUGUUCUUAAUCUUAAUCCACCAAUGAAAUAGUUUUUUCUUUUGUUCCUCGUUAAAAUUAUUCAAAAAUAAAAUCUCCAUUUUUCGUGUCACCUCUCAAGAUCUGUUUCCUUAAUUAUGAGAUUAAAGGAUAAAUCAAAUUCGAAGCGUUGUUAUUGUUGUUCGAAUCGAUAAUCGCAAUUGGGGGUAUCAGAUCGAAGAAUCGGUUCUGAGCAACGUCGUCUUGAAACGGUGGAACGAUGAACUGGGGAACAUUGCUCAAGGACUUCAAGGAUAAGGUCGGAUUAGCUGACGGCACAACCGCCGGAGACGCUUCCCGUGACCUCAUCCCUCCGCCGUCGUCUCCACCCUCGCCUUCCUCGUCCUCGAGCUACGCCGCGUCUCCUCAACGUGACCUCACUUUAUUAUCUCCCACAAGCCGAGAGAGAUAUAACUUGGAGCUGGAGUUUAGGAGAUACUGGGAAGAGUUCUCUUCCUCCACCUCCGAACAGGAGAAAGAAGCAGCCUUGACUAUGACUGUGAAUACGUUUUGUACCAUAGCGAAGCAGCAUGCCAACAUAGAUCAUUUAGUUACCAUGUUAGUAGAAAUACAUGUAUUCUCCUUUGUCAUUGGGAGAGCAUUUGUGACAGAUAUUGAGAAGUUAAAGAUUAGCAGCAAGACAAGGUCAUUGGAUGUAGAGAAAGUUAUUAAGUUUUUUUCUCAAGUCACCGAGGAAGGUGUAAGUCACGGUGAAAACCUUUUAACUGCUGUUGAAGUCCUUGUAUCUGGGAACAUUGACAAACAAUCUCUACUGGAUUCUGGGAUAUUGGGUUGUCUUAUACACACGCUCAACGCGCUUCUGACAUAUAGUGUAGCCAGUGAAGGUGAAAAAUCUGUUAGUUUGGAAGAAAAGGUGGAGGAAAGCGUUAUCCAUAUCAUGAAAGCACUGGCAAGCCAUCCUUAUGCUGCACAGAGUUUGAUUGAAGAUGACUCCCUUCGGUUGCUUUUCAAAAUGGUUGCCAAUGGUUCCGUUGUGGCUUUCUCUCAAUACAAAGAAGGACUAGUUUCAUCCCGUAACAUACAGCUUCAAAGACAUGCAAUGCAGAUUCUUGGGCAGCUUCUUGUCAAUGAUAAUGGGAGCACAGCAAGCUACAUACGCAAACACUAUCUGGUAAAGGCUCUCCUAAUGGCUAUCAAAGAUUUUGAUCCAGAUUGUGGGGACUCAGCCUAUACAAUGGGCAUUGUGGAUUUGUUACUUGAAUGUGUGGAACUAUCGUACAGACCUGAAAAUGGUGGGGUCAGGCUAAAGGAGGACAUACGAAAUGCACACGGUUACCAUUUUCUUGUACAGUUUGCCCUGGUUCUAUCUUCCAUGCCGAAAAAUAUGGUUUCUGCCUCCAGUCAUUUAUCUCAACACCAAAAUAGUGGGUUGGAUGACUCUGAACUACAGUCACCCCAUUCAGUGAAUAGUAGGCAAAAUGAUGAGUUUGGAUCACAAAGUUUCUCCCCUUCACUAUCAAGAUUGCUUGAUGUUCUUGUCACCUUGGCGCAGACUGGUCCCAUUGAGUUAUCUGGAGGAAGUACCUCACUACUGCCUCAAACAAACCCCACUGGGUAUGAUGAAACAUGGGAACAAGGAAGUGGUAAAGUAAAAGACCUUGAAGCUGUCCAAAUGUUGCAAGACAUCUUUCUUAAAGCAGAAAACAAGGAUCUUCAGGCUGAAGUGUUGAACCGAAUGUUUAAGAUAUUCUCAAGCCAUAUGGAAAACUAUAAAAUGUGCCAAGAAUUAAGGACUGUUCCACUUCUCGUGCUGAACAUGGGUGAAUUUCCUUCCUCACUGCAAGAGAUAAUCCUCAAAAUUCUUGAAUAUGCUGUCACAGUUGUAAAUUGUGUUCCAGAGCAAGAGCUGUUGUCACUUUGUUUCUUGCUUCAACAGCCAAUCAAUUCCGAGUUGAAACAUACCAUACUUUCGUUCUUUGUAAAGCUGACAUCUUUUGAUGUGCAGUACAAGAAAGUCCUAUGUGAAGUUGGUGUUUUGGAAGUCUUACAAGAUGAGCUGAGGCAGCACAAGCUUCUCAUGGGUCCAGAUCUGUAUAGUGGUGUUUCCAAUCAUUUGAAUCGGUUACCUAGUUCGCCUAGCUUCAAACAACACCUAGAUAAUAAGGAUGCCAUCAUUUCAUCACCAAAGCUAAUAGAAUCUGGUUCAGGAAUGUUACCUAUCUUUGAAGUUGAAAGCACUAUAACGGUUGGUUGGGAGUGUAUGGUCUCUUUACUAAAGAAAUCUGAAGCUAAUCAGGAAGCUUUUCGUUCUGCCAAUGGUGUGGCCGUUAUUCUUCCAUUGUUGAUCUCUGAUGACCAUCGUACUGGCGUUUUGAGAAUUUUGUCAUGCUUAAUCACGGAAGACGCUAAUCAGGUCCAUCAUGAAGAGUUACAUGCUGUUAUCGACGUGUUGAAGAGUGGAGUGGUCACUGGAAUCUCUGGGCAUCAAUACAAGCUUCAUCACGAAGCCAUAUGUGAUACCAUGGGUUCUCUGUGGCGUAUUCUUGCGGUUAAUGGCUCUGCUCAAAGAGUGUUUGGUGAAUCCACUGGUUUCUCUCUUCUACUGACCACCCUUCACACGUCCCCGGAAGAAGCAUGCAGGGAUGAGUCUCAUUUGAUGGUUCACAUCAAAUUGUUCAAACAUGUAUUGCGCCUCAUGACAUCUGCAGUGUGUGAGAAUGCUGUGAAUAGGAUGAAACUGCACAAUGUCAUUAUAUCUCAGACAUUUUAUGAUAUUUUCGUGGAGUCAGGUUUGAUGUGUGUUGAUCUGGAAAGACAGGUGAUACAACUGUUGUUAGAACUUGCACUUGAAGUUUUGCUUCCACCUUUUUUGACAUCAGAAUCUAUGGCCUCAGCUGAGAUGGCAGAAAGUGAAAAAGCUAGCUUUCUUGUAAAAACCCCAUCUGGGCAAUUUAGUCCUGACAAGCAGAGGAUAUAUAAUGCAGGUGCUAUCAGAGUUCUGAUCCGUUCACUGUUGUUUUUUAGUCCAAAAAUCCAGUUGGAAUUUCUGAAUCUUCUGGAAAGGCUUGCACGUGCCACCCCAUUCAACCAGGAAAAUCUCACGUCAGCUGGUUGCGUGGAACUUCUACUGGAGAUUAUCCACCCAUUUCUUCCGGGUUCAUCUCCAUUUCUUUCUCAUGUUUUAAAGAUUGUUGAAGUUCUUGGGGCGUAUAGAUUGUCCCCUUCUGAGCUCAAAAUGCUUUGUAGAUAUGGUCUGCAAAUGAGGGUUAAGAAUUCAGGUCAGGCGAUAGUUGGUAUGAUGGAAAAGCUAAUUCUCAUGGAAGACACAGGAUUGGAACAUGUUUCGCUGGCUCCUUUUGUAGAGAUGGACAUGAAAAAAACUGGGCAUGCUUCUGUUCAGGUGUCCCUGGGAGAAAGAUCUUGGCCUCCUGCUGCUGGUUAUUCAUUUGUUUGUUGGUUCCAGUCUCGUAAUUUUUUUGCAACCCAAGGAAAAGCAGCAGGAGAGUAUGAAGCUGGUGGUUCAUCAAAGACGCAGGUUUUGAGUGGGCAGCAAAGUGAACAAAAUGUUUUCCGGAUAUUUUCUAUCGGUGCAAGUAACGAAAGUCCAUUCUAUGCGGAACUUUAUUUUCAAGAGGAUGAUAUUCUGACCCUUGCCACUAGCAGUUCAAAUUCUUUGUCAUUUUCUGGAUUAGAAAUUGAGGAGGGCAAGUGGCAUCAACUUGCUGUUGUUCAUAGUAAGCCUAAUGCUCUUGCCGGACUCUUCCAAGCUAGCAUCGCAUAUGUUUACAUUGACGGAAAACUAAGGCACAUGGGUAAAUUGGGUUAUUCUCCUUCACCUGUUGGAAAAUCAUUGCAAGUAACAAUUGGAACUCCAGCUACUUGUGCCAGGGUAAGCGAUUUGACGUGGAAAAUACGCUCAUGCUAUCUUUUCGAGGAGGUGCUUUCAUCAGGCUGCAUUGGUUUCAUGUAUAUUCUCGGUAGAGGGUAUAAAGGUCUCUUUCAGGAUGCAUAUCUCUUACGUUUCAUGCCUAAUCAGGCUUGUGGUGGGGGCAGCAUGGCUAUCCUUGACUCGUUAGUCACUGACAUGUUGUCAUCGUCCAAUAGCCAAAAAUUUGAGGAAAGUAACAGACAAGGGGAUUCCAAGGCAGAUGGUAGUGGGAUUGUAUGGGAUCUCGAGAGGUUAGGAAAUCUUUCCUAUCAGUUAGCUGGUAAGAAACUUAUUUUUUCAUUUGAUGGAACAUGCUCAGAGUUCAUGCACGCGGCUGGAAAUUUUAUCCUCCUCAAUCUGGUUGACCCAUUGUCCGCUGCUGCUUCUCCUAUUGGAGGAAUACCUCGUUUUGGGCGCCUGGUGGGAAAUGCAAGUAUCUGCAGACAAAAUGUGAUUGGCAACACUAUCCGCCAUGUGGGAGGAAUGGCUGUUGUAAUUGCACUUGUUGAGGCUGCCGAAUCUAGAGAUAUGUUACAUAUGGCUCUUUCAUUGCUUGCCUGUGCCCUUCAGCAGAAUUCACAGAAUGUGAAGGAUAUGGAAACAUACAAGGGCUAUCAUUUACUAGCUCUGUUUUUACGUCCCAAGAUGGCGCUUUUUGACAUGCAAUGUUUGGAGAUAUUUUUCCAGAUUUCUGCAUGCGAAGCGUUCUUUUCAGAGCCAAAGAAGUUGGAGAGGGGACAGAGUACCAUUAGCAUGUCACCUACGAAGAAUGUACCUGAAAACAACUAUGAGGAUAUUAGUCUGUCAAAGUUUCAAUAUGAAACUUCUUCAGUUGGAUCUCAUGGAUAUAUGGAUGAUUUUUCAGGGCCCAAAGAUUCUUUUAGUCAGUUAUCUGAGCUAGAAAUUGGAGAUAUUCCUGUUGAAACUUCAAACUGCAUCGUCUUAUCUAAUGCAGACAUGGUGGAAAAUGUCCUCCUGGACUGGACUCUCUGGGUGACAGCCCCUGUUUCCAUCCAGAUCGCCUUACUUGGUUUUCUGGAGAAUCUGGUCUCAAUGCUUCGGUACAGGAGUCACAAUCUUACAAUCUUGCGCCGAAUCAACCUGGUAGAACAGUUGUUAGUAACACUUCAACGAGGGGAUGUGGAAGUUCUUGUCCUAGAAAAAAUAGUUGUUCUUCUUGGAUGCAUCUUAGAAGAUAGAUUCCUUACUUCUGAGCUUGAAAAUGUGGUUAGGUUUGUGAUUAUGACAUUUAAUCCACCCGAAAUAAAGUCUCGAAACUCACCAAGGCGAGAGUCAAUGGGAAAGCAUGUAAUUGUGAGAAACUUGCUUUUGGAAAUGCUUAUUGAUCUCCAGGUAACCAUAAAAGCAGAAGAACUGUUGGAGCAGUGGCAUAAGAUGGUCUCAUCAAAAUUAAUAACGUACUUCCUCGAUGAAGCUGUGCAUCCUACUAGUAUGAGAUGGAUCAUGACUCUACUCGGUGUUUGUCUCACUUCUUCCCCAAGCUUUUCUCUUAAGUUUGUUACAAAUGGAGGUUAUCAGGGGCUAACACGGGUACUUCAAAGCUUUUAUGAUUCCCCAGACAUAUAUUACAUUUUGUUCUGCUUGAUAUUUGGGAAACCUGUUUAUCCAAGACUACCUGAGGUCCGGAUGUUGGACUUCCAUGCACUAGUGCCGAAUGAUGGAAGCCGUGUAGAGUUGAAGUUUUUAGAUCUGUUGGAUUCAGUGGUUGCCAUGGCUAAAUCUACUUUUGACAGAUUGAUCAUGCAAUCAAUGAUUGCCCACCACUCUGGGAACCUUUCCCAGGCGAGCGCUAGCUUUGUAGCUAAGCUUGUCGAGGGAAAUGUCGAUAUGACAGGGGAGCUUCAAGGAGAUGCUUUAAUGCAUAAAACAUACGCGGCACGGUUGAUGGGUGGCGAAGCAUCAGCUCCUGCUACUGCGACAUCUAUUAUCCGUUUCAUGGUUGAUCUUGCAAAGAUGUGCCCUCCAUUUUCAGCUGUUUGCAGAAGCGCAGAAUUUCUCCAACAUUGUGCUGAUCUUUACUUUUCAUGUGUCAGGGCUGCUCAUGCUGUGAAGAUGGCCAAACAGCUUUCAAUAAAAACAGAGGAGCAGUGUCUAAGUGGUGGGGAUGAUAGCAGCGCACAAGGCGUUUUCUCUAACUUGCCUCAAGACCUGGACCAAUCCACAAAAACCUCCAUCAGUGCUGGAAGCUACCCUCAAGAGCAGGUCAGUGUGAGUUCUGAAGGCAUGCCUUUACCUUCAGAUUAUGUGGUUGCUGAUAAGGUGGAGAAGAUUCUUACAACACCGUCAGGGGCUUCAGCAAAAUCAUUUCAAGAUCGUGAGUAUGUUAAGAAACUGGAUGGUGAUCGUGUUAGCCCUGUAUCAGCUUCCAGUGAACUGGAAUUUCGAGACUGUAAAGGUAAAUCAAGUAAAAUUCAGCCAACAGAUUCUCAGAGUUCUGAAUCCUUCUCGAUGUUAGAGUCUCCCGUUGUAUCUGAAAAAUCAAGUCGCAAAGGCCCAUUCACUUCUUCAACAUCUCCGCUUCCAUCGCAUAUCUCAGUUAGUGAGUUUGAUGCAUCUUCAGAUCACAAGUCAGGUUCACAAGGUUUAUCUGCUGCCCAUACAUUGUUUAAAAUUAGCCCAAAACUUCUCCUCGAAACUGAUGAAUCUGGGUACGGUGGUGGGCCGUGUUCCGCUGGAGCAAGUGCGGUGCUGGAUUUUAUGGCGGAGAUAUGUGCCGACUUAAUGACUGAGCAGAUGAAAGCAGUACAGACUUUGGAAAGCAUUUUAGAAAUGGUUCCUUUAUAUGUGGAUCCUGAAUGUGUUCUAGUAUUCCAAGGCUUAUGCCUUAGCAGAGUCAUGAACUAUCUUGAGAGGCGUCUCGUGCGUGAUGAUGAAGAGGAUGACAAAAAACUAGACAAAAGAAAAUGGUCUGCAAACUUGGAUGCAUUUUGCUGGAUGAUUGUGGAUCGUGUCUAUAUGGGCGCUUUUCCUCUACCAACUGGAGUCCUUAGAACCCUCGAGUUCUUGUUAUCAAUCCUGCAAUUAGCUAACAAAGAUGGUAGGGUUGAAGAAUUCACUUCUUCAGGAAAAGGUCUGUUAUCCAUUGGAAGAGCAACCAAGCAACUAGAUGCAUAUGUUCACUCAAUCCUGAAGAACACAAAUAGAGCAAUACUGUAUUGCUUCCUACCAUCGUUCUUGACAACUAUUGGAGAGAAGAACCUGCUUUCACGUCUGGGCUUGCUUGUUGAAUCUAACAAGAGGCAACCCUCAGAUGAGGAAUCUGGAAUUGAUAUCUCAACAGUUCUUCAGCUGUUGGUUGCAAACAAGAAUAUCAUAUUAUGCCCAAGCAAUCUUGACACAGAUUUGAAUUGCUGUCUGUGUGUGAAUUUAAUCUCUCUGCUCCAUGACCAGAGGAAGAAUGUGCAAAACAUGGCAUCUAAUAUUGUCAAACAUAUGCUGGUUCACCGAAGGUCUGCUUCUGAGGAUUUGCUUGUCAGAAAACCACAUCGAGGACAAACCCUCGAUGUACUACACGGAGGUUUUGAUAGAUUGCUGACUGGAAAUCUUCCAGAAUUUUCUAAGUGGCUUGAGAGCUCAGAAGAAACUGUAAAGAAAGUAUUGGAUCAUGGUGCUGCGGUUAUGUGGACUCAGUACAUAGCUGGCUCGGCAAAAUUUCCUGAUGUUCGGAUGAAAGGCAUGGAUGGCCGCCGUACGAGAGAGAUGGGAAGAAAGUCACGAGAUAUUUCUAAGUUAGACGUGAAACGCUGGGAGCAGUUAAAUGAGCGAAGACAUGCACUUGACAUAGUGCGGGAUACAAUGUCCACUGAGCUUAGAAUUGUCCGGCAAAACAAAUAUGGUUCGAUACUUCAUGCCGAGAGUGAGUGGCAAAAUCAUCUCCAACAGCUUAUACACGAGCGUGGUAUAUUCCCACUGCGUGUUUCCCAAGGAUCUGGAGAUCUUGAAUGGCAACUCUGUCCUAUCGAAGGUCCAUACAGAAUGCGGAAAAAGCUUGAACGAUGUAGCCUGAAAGUUGAUAGCAUCCGUAAGUUACUAGAAGGGAAGUUGGAACUUGAAGAAAUUGAACUACCCAAACCGAAAAACGAAGAUGGCAUAGUUAUUUUUGAUAAGGAUUGUGAGCCAGAUUUCCUGCUAAGUGAACUUUAUAGCGAGUCCUUUUUCGAAGAAGCUGAUGCUCUUAAGGAUAUUCCUUCUGCUAGAAAUGGAUGGGAUAACGAUGGAGGCAGUAGUUCAAGUGAAACGAGUCUUCAUAACGCUCUUGAUUUUAGUGCCAAGUCUAGUGGUACAAUAUCUGUUCUAAUCAGCGAAAAUACAGAUGAAAAAUCAGAGACUGGAUCUCCAAGAGGGUCAUCUUCUGGUAAUAUGGAUGAAACAAGAGAUGUGGAGGAAGAAUCAGAGAAGGAACUGAACGACGAUGGUGAGUAUUUGAUCAGACCAUAUCUGGAACAUCUUGAAAAGAUUAGGUUCCGAUACAAUUGUGAGAGAGUUGUUGGUUUAGACAAACAUGAUGGGAUUUUCCUGAUAGGGGAACUAUGCCUAUAUGUUAUAGAGAAUUUUUACAUUGACGAUCAUAGCUGUAUCUGUGAGAAGGAAUGUGAAGACGAAUUAUCCGUUAUCGAUCAGGCGUUGGGUGUGAAAAAAAAUGUCACCGAAGGCUUGGAGUUCCAGUCCAAGUCUAGCCCACUAUGGAGUACAAAUAUGAAAACCGGAGCUGUAGGGGCAAGAGCAUGGGCAUAUGGCGGUGGGGCUUGGGGGAAGGAAAAAGUGCGUGUGACCGGUAACUUGCCACAUCCUUGGCGUAGGUGGAAGUUGGAUAGUAUUCAUGAAAUUUUGAAACGUGAUUACGAGCUGCGUCCAGUUGCUGUUGAGUUAUUUAGCAUGGAUGGAUGUACUGAUCUCCUUGUGUUCCACAAGAAAGAGAGGGAAGAAGUCUUUAGAAACCUGAUUGCCAUGAAUCUUCCAAGGAACCGCAUGCUGGAUACAACCAUAUCAGGAUCAGGGAAACAGGAAAGUAAAGAGGGUAGUCGUCUUUUCAAGUUAAUGGCAAAGUCUUUCACCAAAAGAUGGCAAAGUGGAGAGAUCAGCAAUUUUCAAUACCUAAUGCAUCUCAACACCCUAGCCGGACGUGGAUACAGUGAUCUCACACAGUAUCCGGUAUUUCCAUGGAUUCUAGCGGAUUAUGAUAGCGAGAGUCUUGAUUUGUCAGAUCCAAUGUGUUUCCGGAAGUUUGACAAACCAAUGGGUUGCCAGACGCCUGAAGGAGAAGAAGAAUUUAGGAAACGAUAUGACAGCUGGGAUGAUCCAGAGGUGCCAAAGUUUCAUUAUGGUUCUCACUAUUCAAGUGCAGGCAUUGUUCUCUAUUACCUCAUUCGCCUCCCACCGUUCAGUGCUGAAAACCAGAAGCUCCAGGGUGGUCAUUUUGAUCAUGCUGAUAGACUUUUCAAUAGUAUUAAAGAGACUUGGCUAAGUGCAUCUGGGAAAGGAAAUACAUCAGAUGUGAAAGAACUAAUUCCUGAGUUCUUCUACAUGCCCGAAUUCUUAGAAAAUAGAUUUAACCUUGAUUUUGGUGAAAAACAGUCGGGAGAAAAGGUGGGUAAUGUCUUUUUACCUCCUUGGGCUAGAGGGAGUGUUCGUGAAUUCAUCCGCAAGCACAGAGAAGCGUUGGAGUCUGAUUAUGUUUCAGAGAAUCUGCAUCAUUGGAUAGAUCUCAUCUUUGGGUACAAACAGCGAGGAAAGGCUGCAGAAAAAGCAGUGAAUGUUUUCUAUCACUAUACCUAUGAGGGGAAUGUGGAUGUAGAUGCAGUUACGGAUCCUGCCAUGAAAGCAUCGAUACUAGCGCAGAUUAAUCAUUUCGGACAAACGCCUAAGCAACUGUUUCAGAAACCUCAUGUUAAAAGAAGAACAGACAGAAAAAUCCCUCUGCAUCCUCUGAAACACUCGACGCAUCUAGUUCCUCGAGAUAUACGUAAAUGCUCAUCGUCUAUAAACCAGAUCAUCACUUUCCAUGACAAGUUGCUUGUCGCCGCCUCAAACUGUUUCCUGAAACCGAGAGGCUAUAGGAAGUACAUAAGAUGGGGUUUCCCAGACAGGAGCUUGCGAUUCAUGAGCUAUGAUCAGGACAAGCUCUUAUCCACACAUGAAAAUCUCCACGAAGGCAACCAGAUCGAGUGUGCUGGUGUUAGCCACGAUGGGCGCGUUGUCGUCACUGGAGCAGACGAUGGUCUACUCUCUGUGUGGAGAGUCAGCAAGGAUGGUCCGCGUGGCUCACGGCGUUUACGGUUAGAGAAAUCCCUUUGUGCACACACAGCCAAAGUCACUUGUCUACGUGUAAGCCAACCUUACAUGAUGAUUGUGAGCGGUUCAGAUGAUUGUACAGUUAUCAUAUGGGAUCUCAGCUCAUAUAAUUUUGUGAGGCAGCUCCCUGAGUUUCCAGUUCCUGUUUCCGCAAUCUACAUAAAUGACCUAUCAGGAGAAAUCAUAACUGCUGCUGGAACUUUACUCGCGGUAUGGAGCAUCAAUGGAGAUUGCCUUGCUGUGGUUAACACAUCAUCACAGUCACCAUCUGAUUUUAUAGUAUCAGUAACAGGCUCAACGUUUUCUGAUUGGCUGGAAACAAAAUGGUAUGUGACUGGUCAUCAAAGCGGGUCGCUUAAAGUGUGGCAGAUGGUGCAUUGCACUGAUCCGGUCGGUGCUGAGAUCAAAUCUGCUAGCAACAGAACAGGAUGGACAAAUCUUGUGCCGGAAUACAAGUUGCUUCCACACAAGGAGUUGGAUUGCCAUAAGCAACCGAUCACAGCUCUGCAUCUCACGGCCGACCUGAAGCAAUUGCUGAGUGGAGAUUCGGGUGGACGUUUGAUUUCAUGGACAGUUCCAGACCAGAUACUAAAAGCUUCACUCAAAAAUGCUCUCAUAGCUCAGAAUCUUAAGCAUCAUCAUCUAGAAGCUAGGAUUGGAAUCUAAAGCAAUCACUAAUGGUAGAUGAAAAUCAGAAUGUUUAAUGUUUUCUUAAAUCGAAAAAUUGUGAAGCAACAAAGGGAUGGAGAAACUGGUACAAUAACUUAGAGGCUUUUGUAUUGAGAAUUUGUGUAGAUACAGCUAAUAGGCAAUUUGUGUAAAUUAAUAGUACAGUCCCAUCUCUAAAUUCUCAGAUGAAAAUUUUGUAACCAUUUUAAUGUUUUUUGUUUGUAGCUUAGGAACUUCUAACUUGAACAAUGGCUUCAACAUUAAUGGUGAUAUUUCUGUUUUUAAACUGUAAACCAGACAACAGUUUCA
Messenger RNA from Brassica rapa (field mustard), 12191 nucleotides. RefSeq names its product BEACH domain-containing protein A2. Gene Ontology annotation, molecular function: protein binding. NCBI's taxonomy places the organism in Eukaryota, Viridiplantae, Streptophyta, Magnoliopsida, Brassicales, Brassicaceae. The record is from RefSeq and is a predicted model, not a curated record.